Molecule: messenger RNA, 1783 nt
Organism: Tremella mesenterica DSM 1558
Lineage: Eukaryota; Fungi; Basidiomycota; Tremellomycetes; Tremellales; Tremellaceae
Exons: 4
Coding region: 173-1783 (536 amino acids)
Biological process (GO): metal ion transport; positive regulation of protein ubiquitination; vacuolar transport
Cellular component (GO): Golgi apparatus; perinuclear region of cytoplasm; endoplasmic reticulum
Source: RefSeq, a predicted model, not a curated record
CUAUCUCAGUGUCGUCCACAAACAUAGCCCUAUAGCAUCUCCUCAUACUAAGAUCCUCGUUUAAAAUCUGAAAGCAUCUGUGUGUGCAGACAUUACGACUUGGCCGGAGCGACAGCAAGAUCGAGAAACCAUCAUUCAACAGAUUGACCCCUUCAUCACUUCAUCUCCCGCCAUGUCAUCCGGACUAUAUCAUCCCAUCUCUUCUUCCCUCUCCUCACCCUCUCACUCUCGGCGCUCAUCUCUACACUCCCUCCGACAACCUUCGAUCUCGGCCUUUCCCUUUCUUUCUCGACGAACGGCCCCCCAGAUGCCCAACCCGGCAGAAAUGGACGCCGCCUUUGACGGACCGGAUGAUGAAGAAGGUCAAGAAUCGCAUACCCUCUUGCCGCAGAACGGACCCAUGCCGGGCGAUUAUGAUUUUGAGCGUGAUUAUACUCUACCGCCUCCAUCCCCUCCUCCUUUCGAAGAGUAUUCUGCGCAGAAUCCCGCUCCAGGAAACACCAACGGUAUCGUCUCCACUGGCCCCAUAGUCCGACCGAAUCCACAACACCACCGUCAUUUCCUUGGAGGUAUCCUACCCACAUCCAUUCUCCCUCGUCAGGCUUCUCCUACUCCUGGUUCAAGAGUCUUGGGUGGUGGUCAGAGCGGUGUGUUCAGCAACCUUUCAGCCAGACCAAAUCUCGACAACGCUGCUGUUCGUGAGGGUCCCGAGUGGGUGCCAGAGAAUGAACAGAAGGAUGGGCCUCCUUCAUAUCAGGCCGCUCUCAGGGAUGCUGUUCCUCCUUACUGGGAUACAACGGUCGUCCUUCCAUCGAACAAUUCACCUUUCGGCCCCUUGACCAGCUCCAUGUCGGGAGAUGAUAUUCUUAUCGAUGGUAUGCCCUCGGGUAAUCUCUUUGGCUUUUUCUGGAACCUCAUAGUCUCUGUCUCCUUUCAAUUCGUCGGUUUCCUCCUCACAUACGUUCUGCAUACCACACACGCCGCCAAGUACGGUUCUCGUGUUGGACUGGGUAUCACAUUGAUACAAUUUGGUCUCAAUCUUCGAACUAAAGCUAUGGACCUUAUAAACUCUGGCAAAUUUCCAUACGACCCCUCUGAUCCCGCCCCUCCAUCGGGAGCCAGCGAAGACGAGAUCGCUGCGGAACAGGCCAUCAACGCCUUCUGGGGUCCAGGUAGUCCUUGGCCGGCCACAUUGCGUGAUCCUGACGGCCCACCCGACGCCCCGCCAAUCAUCCUGCAUGACGCACACGAAGCGGAACUCUGGGCUCAAGCUCACAAUCGGAGUUUGACCGAUAUGCUGGGACUUCCGAGCGCAACCGACGUCGGACGUGCCAACGAAUGGUUCAGUUUCAUGCUCAUGAGUAUCGGAUGGUUCUUGGUCCUCACGAGCUUGGGAGGAUGGUGGAGAGUGAAACGAUUUGAGAGAGGUUUGCGACAGGCGCAGAGGGAAUCGGAAGCGGCUCAGGCGGCGGCGAACCGAGACGAGGACGAGCCGAUCAGUACCAGAAUUGAGAAUGAGGCGAUGGAGAGGAGUCAAGACUUACCUGGGCCGAGGUCAUUGUCAUAUUACACGGCGGCAUUCCGAGAAGCAUGGGAUGGGGCGAGAGAUAUACAUAGAGGGUUCUUGGGACAUUACGGUCGGCGAGGCCGAGGUGAAGGACAUGCCCCUGUGUCGCAGAAUGACGAUGGGGAUCAUGAGUUGCUCGAAGCGCAGGGCUUCGGGCUGGAACCGAUGGCAAAUGAGGAGGGAAGACCUCGGAGUCGUGGGUUAUGGGGUUUCUGA